GGUUGUGGUAGGGAGGAAAUGGUUUCAGAGGGGGGUAGAGGGGAUGUGCCAGUAUCCUGUGUCCAGAUCAGUUCGACUCCUGCCUGGGGUUUAGGCGAGUGGGUUUUGGUGAGUUUGCGAGUGAGCGCAGGGGUAGCAGGGCGAUGGUGGUGUUGGGGCCGGAGCGAAGAUGACUCCACAGCACAGGGCCAGUCCCCAUAUCAGAACACAACAGGGGGAAGAGGGCAGCACACAUAAGAAGAAGAUGAAGUCGAUGCUUCAGAGGCGGAGGACUGCCCAGUCUGUCAUUAACAGAGCACUCAACAAUCCCAGAACCCAAAGCAGGGCUGCAAUCUCUGUGGAACGCUGCCCUUGGCAUGUGAGUCAGCCCGACAUGUCUGUCACCCAGGGUUCCUUUUUUGUCAUGGAGGAACAUGUUCACCUCACAAACGGACUGCAGACCCAGGAGAGACACCUCUUCCUCUUCACUGACAUCCUCAUCAUUGCCAAGUCCAAGUCUUCGGCGAGUCUGAAAGUGAAGGCCCAGGUACAACUCAGCGAGAUGUGGCUCGCCUCCUGUGUGGAACAGGUCUCUGAGCGCAAACUCAGCUCCAAAAACUCCUUUGUGAUUGGCUGGCCCACCACCAAUUAUGUCGUUACCCUCAGUUCCACAGAGGCUAAGGAGAAAUGGCUGUCAACUCUGAAGUGGUACAUCAUUCAGUCCAAGCAGAAUGAACUUCCAUCUAAAAUUGUCAUGAGGGUCACAGUGGUGGAUGGCAGCGUCAUGACUGCAGCACUUCAACUGGAUAGCAAUGUCACUGCUGAACAAAUCAUUCAGAUGAUUGCUCUUCAGCAUGGAUUAAGAGGACCACCGGCGGAGUAUCAGCUCUGGGUGGAGACAGCUGGGGAGGAAACCCUGUGUGUCCUCAUCGGGCACGAGCUUCCGUACAGCAUCAUCCUCCACCACCUGCGGGUGUCCGAGUGUCUGCGCAUGGUGAGGGGCAGCUUGUUGACUGCCGAGGGCACACUGCACCUGGAGCUCCUGCCCAGGGAAAUCUCGGUUCCUCUCUUCACCCUCAGGGCCCGCAGCGCCAGGCACCACCCUGCUCAGGCUGAUUUAUCUCAGAAGCAGAGGCGAAAGAGAUCUCUCAUAGAUUGGGCGCUGCGAAGAGGGGCCAGCAGCCAAUCAAGUUGCCCGCCAGACUUCCCCUGCAGUGCUCUAUUUGGCCAGCCGCUGUCCUCUGUCUGUCCUGAUGGAAGUCCACCUCAGCCUGUCAUGGACAUGCUCCAUGUGCUGUACCAGGAGGGCCCAGCUACUCUGGGUAUUUUCCGCCGCUCGGCCAACGCUAAGAGCUGCAGGGAGCUCAAAGAGAAGCUGAACGCUGGCAUGGGAUACUUGCCGGAGGGAGAGUCCCUGUUUGUCGUCGCAGCCGUCUUCACUGACUUCCUGCGGAGCUUACCAGGCAGCGUUCUGGGCUCUCAUCUCUACGAGCGGUGGAUGGAGGUGGCAGACGCGGGGGAAGAGGAGGAGAGGAACGCAGUCAUUGCUAGGUUGGUGGCUGAACUCCCUGAGGAAAACAGCACUCUGCUACGUUACCUUUUCUUGGUGUUGUAUCGAAUCCACCAACACUCGGAGGAAAACCAGAUGACUGCCUCCAACCUGGCUCUCUGCAUUGCCCCCAACAUGCUGACGCUGCCCUCACCUUCUAGCGCUGAAGAGGAGACCAAAGCCAUGAAAAAGGUUGCUGAGCUCAUUCAGCUGCUCAUUGAGAACACUCCCUCCAUUUUUGGUGAGGAUGUAGGAGGACUUCUGAGUCAGUGGAGGAAUGGGAGAGAUGAGAACGUGGCCUAUGCAGACGAGGCAGAAAUGCAUGCCAACUGGAGGGGUCAAAGGGUAUCCACCCCCACCUCUCUACUGCCCCCUGACCAGUUCCACCUGCCUCUGGCCAUGCUCACCCUCCGAGAGGACGGGGGGUUUGUUACUCAGUCUGGCUCCAGUGUUUCCGUCUGCUCCCUCCCCACUCGGCUAAGCCAUCUGUACUCAUCCCGGGACCGCUGUGCCUCUGAGCCCACCGUCUGCCCCGUGCCGCCCCACAGUCCUGUUGCCCGCCAAUCAAGCUGUGACGCCACCGUGAUUGACAGCUCAUCUGACCAGUCGCAGAGCCCCGGUAUGCAGGCACGUCGCCUCCAGGGCAAACACAAAUCGUGGUGGGGAGACUGUAAGGCGGGAACAGGGAAGGGGCGCUAUGCCCUGUGGAGGUCCCCUCAGAUCGCCCCACGCUUCCGGCACACAGCCGGCCACCUGCCCAGCCUCUCUAGCCUGUCCUCCACGGCGACCUCUUCCCUCAGCUCACUGGACAGUGCCCUGUCACUCACAAUGUCUGAGCCACUGUCCAGCCCCAAUGACACCGUGACCCGCCCUUUCCUCUUCGGUGCCACCGCCAGGCUCAGACCCCUAACGCCAGAUGUGCCCAGAAAGUUCCCGCCAGACUGGAGCAUGACCUUCCCUCAUGAGGAAGAGGAUGGUGAGGGUGAGGAAGAGGAGGAGGAGGAGGAAGACGAGGAGGCAGAGGAAGCCAAGAGAUGGAGCGAGCAAGGGAGGGGGAACGGAACAACGGAUGAAGAAGAGGUGGAGGCCACGGCCGAGAGGAGCAGCUCCCGGGGGACAGGCCUGUCUGAUGUGAGAAUGACUGUCUGCACUGCGAGCCAUCCAGAGGGGCACAGGGAGCAGGUGCAGUGGAAGAGUGACAGGUCCAGGGGUCAACGUGAGGUCACACACAUCAAGCUGAGCAGCUCUGGUUCCAUGGCGCCACCUGCGUGCUCCAACGUGCUCGAGGUGGAAAAUGUGCAGAGGACUAAAAUUACAUUAUACGCCUCUUCCGGAACUGUGACUGUAAAAGAACCUGUGGAUCACCCGGCAACAGAUCCGCUCACAGUGUCAUCCGCCAAUCCCCAAAGCCACACAGUGCGAGUGCAUAUUCCGCAGUCCGUGUUUUACGGCCAGAGCGCACCACUGGUGCUCCGCUCAGUCUCCACACGAGCGGUGAACGCCCCCAGCACUGCUGACGGCAUUGGCUCGGCACACACCGGCCCCACGCACACCAGAAUCACACUGUCGGGGGGCAUUAGCCUAUCAAACGCUCGGCACGGACCUGCGACUGCCAACUGUGCCGAGGGUACAAUGACGGCACGAUCGAAUGGUGCCAGCCAGGAUGUAAUUGAGAGUGGGAGUGUCAGUGCCUUUCCAGUGCCCACAGACCCUCCGAACUCCGGCUCUCAGAGCUCGCCCAAGCCGCACAGCAGAGCCGUGGCAGGGAUCCGCCACACCAUCCGCAUCACGCUGCCCACCGCCGUGCGGAACACUGUCCGAGAGUACUUCAGCCACGGAGACAGAGGCAGUCCCAACACUAAUGCCCAGUCGGCGGCUGUAGAGAAGGAGCUGGUUAUUAACAGACUGCAAUGGCAGAGCAGAGACACCCAUUGCUCCCCAUCUAAGGGCUGUCCAAGCUCAUCAGACAGAGAGGAAUCUUUCAUCUAGUAGCCACUGUCACAUUACAGAAAUGGAACAUGCAAUUAUGACUGUUUUGUUUUUAGAAGGUCAUAGAGGACAUACAUUUUGUGGUUUUAUUUUGUACAGUUUGUCCAAUAAAAUGCAAUGAAAAUUCUCUUACAAUAGGAGAACCUUACAAUAGGAGUGGCCUUUUAAAUGAGGGGUAUGCCGUGGAAUUCCUACUCACUAAACAGCGGACUCUCCGUUAUUUACAUUAUAUUACAUAAUCGCCUGCUCUCUCAAGCGUUGUACGAAUAUCAGGUUUUGCCUCAUCUACUCCUACAUCAGUUACUUGUCAGUAGGCAUGGGCUCAAACGAACCUUUCAGCCUCUAGCAUCCCCUGAGAGAUAGUGGUAUGGGAGGAUAAGAUUCCUGCUGUUGAUUUUUUGCCGGUAGAAUUGAAUGCAUUCGGUUACUUUUUGAUUAGAUUUAUUAAUCUGAUUUUCCUUGACAGUUUUGCACAAUGAGGAUGGUAGUGGUUCAGUUUGGUCCAUGGUGUUUUCUCUAUAUUUUUGCUCUGAUCUUGGUUCUGUGGUGUCCUUGUGGGGCUUUGUGUUACAUUGCCAUUUAAUCAAGGACAGCUGGAGAGGCGUGAGCCUGCUACAUUGUAGACCAUGCAGGGAAAUACAGUGCCCAGGGAUACCCUGCCCUUGGGGUGCUAUUGUAAAGCUUAUAGCAGACUUUUUAAGUAGCACCAAUGAGAAACAUAGGGUAGCUCAGAAAGAAGCCAGCAGGAUUAUCCAUUGUCUCACAAGCUGAGAUCACUUCUUUUUAGAGUCUCAUUGGUCACUCAGUUUGUAUCCACUUCAUUUGAACUGCUCGAAAUGCUACCAGGAGGACUUAGGAAUGAAUGUGAAAGAACUGGGCCUAACUGAACAAGCAAUACACUGAACAAUUAAAUGGAAUUUUGAAAUGAGAGCUGAAGAGUAAUUGGGUGAAGCUGUGAUUGAUAGGAUGAUGAAAUGAAUGAGAAACUGACUAAAGGGUGAGUCUAAUGAACCAUUACAUAUGUGGCCAUCUGACUUAAAUAAUUAACUUUAAUUAGAAGAACAGGGACCGGCAGCCAUUUCCUCCACAUUGCUUCAUUCGUUUUGGAAAAAAUGUUAUUACAGAAUGUCACAAAGAUUAAUUUCCCAGGGUGCUGCGCAUGUGUAGGUAUCUCUAGGUAUCUCUGCUGUGCAUGUGUAGGUAUAUGACAGGCCCUUUGUAGUUCAAUUGGUUUGGUAUUGUGGGUAUUAAUACCUUUAAGACUAUUGAAAUAACCUGGAGACUUUAGAACAGUUUGAGGCACUUUGUCAUAUGUGCUGACAAAGACUCCGUACAAAUAAUGCAUUUACUAAACAAAAAUGAAUCCCAACUUAUUUUUCAGCUUGUGGUAGGCAUCUCCAUUGUUUAGAAACAAUGAUAACAGAUAAGAUUGUCAUAUGAGUUUUUUUUCAUUCUUUCGGAUGAUUAUGUUUUGAAUGAUGAUUUGUGUUAGAAUGACUUCCAAUACAGUACGUUUUUAUUGAAAGCCUGCACUGCAGGAAUUGGCCAGGAUUUGACAAUGUGGAGAACAAUCAAAGUAACAUUUAAGACACACUAUAUAGGUUUUUUGAAAGGACACUGCCCAGCUUUUUGUCACAGUGUCUGUAAACAGCUAAUUUUUCUUAGAGAGCUACUAUUUGCUAAAGUAGUACAAAGCUCUUCCACCAAUCUACCUUUCUUUGCCACACACUCUCCUGAAGUAGAUGUUUUUAUUUAUGAACGUUGUGAAUAUAAUGUGAGUAUAACAUACAAAUGGGUGAAAGUGUUCUGAACAUUUUAUAUGUAGUUUUUUCCCCCACAGUUUGUUCGUCACAAUAAAUGAUUUUUUCUUCACUGGUUAA
Clupea harengus (Atlantic herring) is the source of this 5397-nucleotide messenger RNA. RefSeq names its product Rho GTPase activating protein 20b (gene arhgap20b). Lineage: Eukaryota; Metazoa; Chordata; Actinopteri; Clupeiformes; Clupeidae. The record is from RefSeq and is a predicted model, not a curated record. Gene Ontology annotation, molecular function: GTPase activator activity. Gene Ontology annotation, biological process: signal transduction; regulation of Rho protein signal transduction.